UGUAUAGCACAUUUCUACGUUGUGGUUAAAGUACGUUCACGUCACAAUGGCAAGUCGAAAAACUUCGCACCAAAUCCCGGACGCUGAAGACAAAUAUUCAGUGCUAUUACCUACCUACAACGAAAGGGAAAACUUACCUUUGAUUGUGUGGCUUUUGGUGAAAUACUUCGAUGAAAGUGGAUAUAACUACGAGAUCAUUGUCAUUGACGAUGGAAGCCCAGACGGGACACUGGAGGUGGGAAAGCAGUUGCAGAAGAUUUAUGGAGAGGAUAAAAUACUUCUGAGACCAAGAGCGAAAAAAUUAGGCCUAGGCACCGCUUACAUCCACGGUAUGAAGCAUGCCACUGGGAACUUCAUCUUCAUCAUGGAUGCAGAUCUUUCCCACCAUCCCAAAUUUAUCCCAGAAUUUAUUGAAAAGCAGAAGGCAGGCAAUUACGACCUGGUGUCCGGUACUCGAUACAAAGGGAACGGAGGCGUGUACGGCUGGGAUCUGCGAAGGAAACUCAUCAGUCGGGGGGCCAACUUUUUGACUCAAGUGUUGCUGAGACCUGGUGCUUCAGACCUUACAGGCAGCUUCAGGCUGUACAAGAAGAAGGUGUUGGAGAAUCUGGUCGAGCGGUGCGUGUCCAAAGGAUAUGUCUUUCAGAUGGAGAUGAUCGUCCGUGCCAGACAGCUCAACUACACAAUUGGAGAAGUACCCAUUUCCUUUGUGGAUCGAGUUUAUGGAGAGUCCAAACUUGGAGGGAACGAGGUUGUGUCAUUCGUGAAAGGACUGCUCACGCUCUUCGCCACAACAUGAUCAGUGAUAUACUCAAUUUGGAUGUCCCGUGGUCAUUUAGUAUGCCUUUUGCUCGUAAAGUCGCCGUCUUUAACAGUGCUUCUAACAGAAUUUUAGCGGUGGGGGGAGCUCCACUCGCCUCUGGUCAGACAGCGACAUGAUGGCAAAUGACAAGGGAGACAUCUCCCUCUUGUUAGCCGUAAAUAUAAAACAGUUCCCUGUCAGCAGCUGUCCUGAAUACUGAAGGAACAUAGUGCGUUACAUUCCCAUCAUCCUCUGUAAUGAAUUUUGAGCGAAGCACAGUGUUUCAUCAUUCCCAGUCCAGACAGCUGACUGAACUCUGCAUUAAACACAUUUCAGAUGGGUUUAAGAAUGUGUUUAGCUACUACACCUGUGAUUGUUUGUAUAAAAUUAAACACUUUCUAUUGUUG
This is a messenger RNA of Scatophagus argus, 1209 nucleotides long. It is a transcript of the gene dpm1, whose product is annotated as dolichyl-phosphate mannosyltransferase subunit 1, catalytic. Gene Ontology annotation, cellular component: endoplasmic reticulum membrane. Gene Ontology annotation, molecular function: dolichyl-phosphate beta-D-mannosyltransferase activity. Gene Ontology annotation, biological process: GPI anchor biosynthetic process; protein O-linked glycosylation via mannose. The transcript has 9 exons. The record is from RefSeq and is a predicted model, not a curated record. The coding region runs from base 47 to 799 and encodes 250 amino acids. NCBI's taxonomy places the organism in Eukaryota, Metazoa, Chordata, Actinopteri, Scatophagidae.